GCCAUUUCCGGUCGUUCGGCCAAAUUUAGUCAGGGGAAGCGAAAUCAGAAUAGGCUCAACCGAUGAAAGCCGGCCGCGGCGUAUACUCAAGCAGCAACUAGCAAUGCAGCGAUAAAAAUUUGAUCCGGAAUCGAUACACAGUGUAAUUUCACUUUAAUCACGUGUUCAACACGGCGGUGCAGCCAAUCGGGCGCUACUGGCAGUCAAUAUUAAUUUUGAGUGUGUUCUUUGUCGGCAUUAGCGCAUGCGUCGUAAAGCGCGGAGGAUGAGUGUGGAGGGCACAUUAAAAAGUUAACUAUAUACGUAUACGCCACUGUUACAGCUGUGAGCCGCCGCAGCGAUGAGAGCGCUUUUGAGCACACAAGCCAGUUUAAAGAGUGAAACAGGGGCAGUACGGCACUUGAGAAUUAAUAGUGCGUGGAUAAUAGCCGAGCCACUUUAAUAGCGCUAAUGACUAUUGAUCGAUGAGCUGGAAAUAAGGACCAGCAGGGAUUUUGCAACUGCUGAAUACAUUCUCACUGUCGCUGUCGCUGGACACUUUAUUCCGGCAUCAUGUGUGUAGCGGUAUAGCCCCUGCCGAUGCCAAUUGGCAUCCAUCGAUCAAUUCAUUCAUUUAAGCCUCAAUUCGGCCCAAUUGUGCCGGCGCAUAAAGCCAACGUUAACCCCUCUUUCUCUCUCGCUGCACAGAUUCACAGCCCAACCAAGCCGCUUUACUGCCGGCCUCCGGAUGCGCUCCGGCCGGGAGUGUCGACGGCGUAAAUGCCGCCACCGGCAACAACACCCUCAACGGCAGCGUCAACACCGCUAAACCCCGGAUCUGGUCGCUGGCCGAUAUGGCCGGCCCCGGCAACGCCAGCCCCAAUAAGACCCAAUUAGCCCCGCCCCCCGACGCACUGCCGGGCCCGCCUCUGCCGCUACCCUUUCCGCAUGGCCCGCCCCACCACCCAUCCGGCCACCCGUUCCUAGCGCGCAUGGGCCCCAUGCUGCCGCCGGGAGCGCAUCCGGGUGGUUGGUCGCCGCUGUUUGCUGCCUCCGCGGCCGGCAGUCUCCUGCAGUCCGGUGCACUGAAUGCGCAGCACGCGGCCGCCGCCAACUUCUUCACACAGAACCCCAAUUCGGCCUUUUCGGCGCCCGGGAGGAUGCCGCCGGGAUUGAUGGGCGCCAACGGGAUGGUCCAUCCACGGUUGCCCGUUAAUGCCGGUCAGCGGGAGAAUGUGGUCAGCCGGUCGAAGGAGGAUGGAGUGGAGACUAAUGGGGCACUGGCACCGCCGACAAAAACGCACCGCACAUCGCCGUCAGAAAAUGUUCGAGUGGCGCAGAAAAGUCCGGAUGGCAGCAGCGUGAAAAAGCCAGAGAAACUGAUAUCCGUGACUGUCUCACGCAACUUAUCCAACUCUGACAGCACAAAAUUGACGGAACGACUGGAAAACUCUCCACCAAACUCCAGUGAGCCUAGCGCCAAACGGAGAAAAUCUGAUUCCUCUGACUCGCGACCUUUAUCACCAAGCGUUUGAAAUUAAAGAUGGUUUUCCAUAACUGCAAUCGGCAUAAUUUGUAAGAGAAAAACAGUAUUAUGCUAUGUAUUUCUCAUUUUCCUGUACGAUAAUAAUAAUGUAUGGUUGUAAUGCGCAUGUAAAUUGAAAUGGAAUAAUGAAUGACGUAUGACUGGUAUAUGCGGCUGUAUUUUGUUAACACUAUCCUCGGUAUUAUGCAUUAUCCCGGUUUGUUAUUGGUUUCUCAUUAAAGGCUGA
Paramacrobiotus metropolitanus is the source of this 1751-nucleotide messenger RNA. RefSeq names its product RNA-binding protein 12-like. NCBI's taxonomy places the organism in Eukaryota, Metazoa, Tardigrada, Eutardigrada, Parachela, Macrobiotidae. Bases 834 to 1514 code for a protein of 226 amino acids. The record is from RefSeq and is a predicted model, not a curated record. The transcript has 2 exons.